This is a messenger RNA of Colletes gigas, 4584 nucleotides long. RefSeq names its product ras-related C3 botulinum toxin substrate 1 (gene Mtl). Gene Ontology annotation, biological process: small GTPase-mediated signal transduction. The record is from RefSeq and is a predicted model, not a curated record. Gene Ontology annotation, molecular function: GTPase activity; GTP binding. NCBI's taxonomy places the organism in Eukaryota, Metazoa, Arthropoda, Insecta, Hymenoptera, Colletidae. The coding region runs from base 205 to 792 and encodes 195 amino acids. The transcript has 5 exons.
GCUACGUCCGUUUUAGUUCCAAAAACCGCAAUACCAUCAUGGCACCCGGUUUUAUAAUUUUUUGAGGAAAGUCUAACAUACACGUAACCAAACUCGAGCUGAAAUAGUGAUUUUUUUCCUAUUCAAACGUUUGUUCAUAUUUGUUUUUACGGACUAUAGGAUUAGAAUCAACGAUUGUUCGGUGUCAAAUAAAGUAUUAAAAACAUGAGUUCAGGUAGACCAAUCAAGUGUGUGGUGGUAGGGGAUGGAACAGUAGGAAAAACGUGUAUGUUAAUUUCAUAUACAACAGACAGUUUUCCAGGAGAAUACGUACCCACAGUAUUUGACAAUUACUCAGCACCCAUGGUCGUGGAUGGAAUACCUGUUAGUUUAGGGCUUUGGGAUACAGCAGGUCAAGAAGACUAUGACAGGCUUCGUCCGCUCUCGUACCCACAGACCGAUGUCUUUCUCAUUUGCUUCUCUGUAACAAGCCCAUCGUCUUUUGAAAAUGUUACUAGUAAAUGGUAUCCGGAGAUAAAACAUCACUGUCCUGAUGCACCUAUGAUACUUGUUGGGACUAAAAUAGACUUACGAGACGAUCGCGAAACGCUUACCGCCUUAGCUGAACAGGGCCUUAGUGCCAUAAAACGUGAACAAGGGCAAAAAUUGGCGAACAAGAUCCGUGCAGUGAAAUAUAUGGAGUGUUCUGCACUGACGCAACGUGGUCUGAAACAAGUGUUUGAUGAAGCAGUUCGUGCUGUUUUAAGACCUGAACCUCAAAAACGCAGACAGAGAAGAUGCAUUAUGUUAUAAACAAUAAACGGUCAGGAAUGAAUCAACGUAGGUAAAGCCAUAUAUAAACUGACAGACUGAAAUUAAUUUUGUCAUAAAAUAAAAGAAAAUAUGAAUGUUUUGAAAUGAAGGCAGCAGACCAUACAUUUUAAUGAACAUUUCUGGCAGCUGUAGUUUACUAGUUGAUAAAUAAAGUACAAUUUACAGCUUUCUUAUUUUAAUAUAAGCUGCAAAAUCAGUGCUAUAGGACUAAAAAAAAACUUACACAACGAGAAAGUAUAAUCAAAUUUUUGACCACUUUAUCCUUUGAAAUUGAAACAGGCUAAAUUUAUUAUAGAUUUGUAUGUGUCCUGUUUGUAGCAUUUCUAAUAUAAAUUUAUAUAUUAAUGUACUAGUCAAUGUGAGGGGAAAUAUCUCAAAAACGUGAGAACAUACGUAUUAACAGGUUAUUCUUUAUUUUUAUAAAAUGACAAUUUUCACUUUGUUGUUAUAUUAUAGAAUUCCUUUACUUCGUAAUGCAAUGUUACAAAUUAAUAAUACUGAAACAAAGCCAAUAAUGUCUGUAUAAUUAAAAGUACAGAAUCUUGGAAUUUUGUGCUUGAGAGCUGCCAGACUUCAAAAUUUUUAUAUUUAUAAUAGUAAAAUCGUUCAUUUUAGUACACACAUAUGAUAGAUGUAACAGUCGAUAUACUAACAAUUUUUAUAAAAUGUAAAAUAGCAUUAUAGGGUUAUUUAAACAUACAGUGCCAUAGCAACGAAAAAAUCAAAUUAAUAAUGCAAACAUUUUUUACGUCAAUUCUAGACAAUAUAUGUUUGUAUUUUAUUAGACUCCCUUACUAGUGAAGUUAAAAAAGGAUUUGAAGGAAUUGAAAAGUCUUGUAAUAGGUAAUGUUUUAUAUUUACCUUAAAAUUUGAUAUAAAUAUUGCGAUUGUAAUAGAAAACAAAGUAGGUUUAUGUAUGAUAUACUACCAGCAAACAUAUGUACAUUUUUUCUGAACAAAUUUAAUAGUUUUAUAUAUAUACACCACACUUUAUUGUCUAGAAUUUGAACAUUUUCUUAUACCUACGUCAUACAGGCACGCCAUAGUGUAUUAUGUACGUUAAUAUUUAUUUUGUUUCGAUCAUGUACUGUGUAAGAAUAUUUUAAAAGGAAUUUAUUACAAAAUAUUUAAACGUGUAUUUCAAAUUGCUGCAAUUUCAUGUGACAGAUACAGUUUUACAGAUUGUUGCACUGGUGCAAUUUGAUUAACAAUUACAGGCCCUAAAUUAUUUUUCAUAGUAACUGAGACUGCAUUGCAAAAGUAAUAAUCAAAAUAUAUAUUGAAUUGUAUAAGGAAAUGUAUUACCAGUAACAAACAUAUGGUGCAAAUUAUGCCUAUAAAAUGAAGAACAUAGCACAAUUUAUUUUAAAGAAUACCAUGACAUCUUUAAUCUUCCACUAUUAUUAUUUUUGUAAAAUUAAUUUAUAUAAAUCUUCACAAUUAUAUAUAAAAAAAAAAAAAGAAAGAAUACGACAUAUUUUAGAAUAAUGAGUACGUACAUUGUACAGAACAAAUACAUAAUUUUUCUCUUAUGUAUCAAAUUACUUGCAUCUAUGAUUACAUCUUAUUUAUGUUGUGAAUUUUUCAUUCUUACUAUUGUAUUGUAACAUACUUCGUUUACACUGAUUUAUCAUAUUAAAACAUUAUUUUCAUAGAGAUUGAUUACAUGCUCUUUAUAAAAGGACUCGAUGAAAAAAAGAAAUAGCGUGGUGAUGAUGAUUAACAAAUAUUCCUCCACUCGUGAACAUAUUUUCUUAUAUUUGAAAACAAGCAUAGAAUAUAGAACGAUAGGACAUGUGUGCCAUAUACUUUCAAAUUUGUAAAACGAAUAUUACAUAUAACAUACUUUGUUUGUAUUUGUACUCGACAUGAAUUUUGAAACGAAUUAGAAAUAUGUCAUCAUCAUAUUUAAAAUGCAAAAUUCUUAGUAUAAGCGAGAGUGAAUUAUGAAUGAGGCAUAUUAAUGCUUGCUGAGUGUACAUACUGUAGCAUAGUAAUAACAUGCUCUAAAUUUCAAUCAAGCGCAUUUUGACGAUGAAAUAAUAUGAUUUUUAUUCCUCUUAAAAUAUCUCAGUAUGUACACAAUCUAUUAAAGCAAUUAGUCAUGUGAUUGAAGUAUAGAGUGUGUCGCGAGAUGUUUGCAGUAAGCUUUACACUUUAUUGUAUUUGCUACAAUUUUACACAGAAAAUUUAUUUCUGACAUUUCUGCUGCAAGAUAUCGUAUAAAUUGAACAUUUAGUUAAGGACGUACAAUACAUUUGUAGUUCCUGUGUAAGACAAUUUUUUCUUUGAUACUUCAAAGAGCACAACUGAAGACAUUAAUGCUAUUCUAUGACAGGUUUAAGCCUAGGAAUUUAUUAUAUUAUGUACAUACGUACAUAAAUAUGACACAUUUAUUAUAUAAAGUGAACAGUACCACCUUUUGUAAUAUAAUAACUGUAUGCAAAUUUGCAUUUAUUGUAAGUAGUGCAUUUAUUUUACAAGUAUUGCCGUGUAUAUGUAUUGUAUCCUGUUAUUUAUUUGUUACACGUACAUUGAAACAGAAAAAAACACUUUUAGCAAAUUUUUAGAUUUUUAUAAAAUGCCAACAAUCCAAAGUCUGAUUACAUAUUAUAACAUGUAUCAAACAUAGAUCAAUUAAAAGUAAGUGCAAGACAAAGCACAAUCUUUUUUUAAAUACUAUUUAACUCUUAAGAUUAAUAUUAAUAAAUUUUUGACAGUAUUACAAUGUAAAUAAAAUUUUUAUUCUACUAUUUCAAAAUACGCAACAUAUAUAUGAAUUUUUUUUUAUACGUCAUAAUUAAGCUGUUACAGAUUUGCAAUGCACUGUACCCACUGUUAAGUAAUCGUUAUUUUGUUUAUAUGAAAGCAAAAAAAAAAUUAAUAUGGCAAUUAAUGUGAAAUAUUCGGGCUCAUUACAUGCACGUUACCUUUAGCGAAAAUCAGAAUUGAAUUAAUACAAAUUUAUAUUAGUAAUAAAAUUCUGAAUUUAUACGUAUUAUUGGUAAAAUGAAUUUACACUACUUACAACUUGUGCAUUUAACAAAGGUAUUUAACAUUGACUGUCUCUCUCUUUUUUUUUUUUCUUUUUUUUUUUUUUUAAGAAAGAAAACAGCAAAGGAUGCUACAAACCAAAGUCCAAUUUUACUUUUAAUGUAACUUUUAUGAUCUUUAUUAUGUAUUAUUGCAUAUAAGUAUACAAAGAAUGGAUGUAUGAAGUGUAAAGAUAUUCUAGUCAUCAAGAAUCUGAUUUUAUUUCUAUAUGAAAUCUUUUAUCAAAAUUUAUAUUCAAAUCGCGUUUAAUCAAUAAAUGAACAUUUUUAUUAAGAGAGGAAAACAAUCAAAUCGAAAUUAUAAAAUGAAGGACAUGAAAGUAUUGAUUCAACUUAAGAUAUUGUCAAUUUAGGUAGAACAGUAUGAACCAAACAAAGAGAAUAAGAUUGCAUUAGAAUACAAAUGUAUGUACAUGCACUAAGAUACAAAUUUAAUCGUCAGUAAUGUAUAAACAUAACACUCAUCUAUUUUCUUAAAAUUUCUGUAAAACCACUAAUUUCUGUAGUAAUAAAGCAGCACAAGGGAGCUUAAUGGUGAUAUAAAUCAUGUUUCUACUAUUCCACGCUUAUAAUUGAUAAUAUUUAGAUAAUACACAUAUAGGAAUUAUGUUAUUACAUUGUACAAAGAAGUUUAAAAGUCGAUUGUAUUGAAAAUAGAUAGGAAUGGUAUAAAUCUUCUCUUAAUGCUUUCAAACAUAUUGCAUAUAAAAUUUUGAUA